AUGAAGGCGAGAAGAAAUAAAAAGCAGAUCCCAAGCUUUCGGAAGUUGCUGAAAACUAGUAAAGUGAAACUUGAAAACAAGCUAAAAAAUAAGCAAUUUAAACAACAAAGCACUCUCAAGAAGUACCGAAAAGAACAGAGGAAACUAAGGCAAGCUGUAAAAGAUGCUGUGUCUAAGAAACCGAUUCCACUGGAAGACCCAAGGGAAAAACAACCAGGUAAAAGGAUUGAGAGGGAAGAGGAGGAAGAAGAGGAAGCCCUUCCUUUAGAUAUGAUGGAUGAAGAUGACUUACAGUUAAUGAGAGACUUAGGACAAAGAGCAUCUUUUCUAACAAGAGAUCUUUCUUCUAGUGAACCUGUUCAUGUCAAGAAACGAAAGCAUGAGCGUAUUAUAGAAAAAUAUGAAAAAAUACCAAGAACUCUGCAAACUGCACCGGAGAAGGAACUGAUUCACUUGCUUCCUAUCAAGGAUAAAAGUGGUAUAAUCCCACAGACCAGGGAGAAGCCAGUUACUGACAAUAACCAAGAUGAAGAGGAUGAAGAAGAGAUGGAACUUGAGGAAGAGAUCAUUGAAGAUCCCAUUCGAGAACUGACAUUAGAAGAACAUUUAAUUGAGAGAAGGAAGAAACUACAGGAGAAGAAAAUGCAUAUUGCAGCCUUGGCGUCUGCCAUAUUAUCAGACCCAGAAAGUAAUAUUAAAAAAUUGAAAGAAUUACGUUCCAUGCUGAUGGAACAGGAUCCUGAUGUGGCUGUUACUGUUCGAAAAUUGGUGAUAGUUUCCCUGAUGGAGUUAUUUAAAGAUAUUACUCCUUCAUAUAAAAUACGACCCCUCACCGAGGCAGAGAAAUCUACCAAGAUUCGCAAAGAAACCCAAAAGUUAAGAGAAUUUGAAGAAGGCCUGGUUAGCCAAUAUAAAUUUUAUUUGGAAAAUCUGGAGCAAAUAAUUAAAGAUUGGAAGCAAAGGAAACUGAAGAAAAGUAAUGUAGUUUCCUUAAAGGCAUACAAAGGACUGGCAGAAGUGGCUGUGAAGAGCCUGUGCGAGCUGUUGGUGGCGCUGUCUCAUUUCAACUUUCACAACAACAUCAUUGUACUGAUUGUCCCUCUCAUGAAUGACGUGUCAAAAUCGAUAUCUGAAAUGUGUUGUGAGGCAGUAAAGAAACUGUUUAAACAAGAUAAAUUAGGCCAAGCUUCCCUUGGUGUAAUUAAAGUGAUUUCUGGUUUUGUGAAGGGCAGAAAUUAUGAAGUUAGACCAGAGAUGUUAAAAACAUUCUUGUGCUUAAGAAUCAAGGAAGUAGAAGUGAAAAAAGAUACAGAGGACAUUAAUAAACCAAAAAAGUUCAUGACUUUCAAGGAAAAGAGAAAAACUCUUUCAAGAAUGCAGAGAAAGUGGAAGAAAGCAGAAGAGAAAUUGGAGAGAGAGCUUCUAGAAGCAGAAGCUUCAGAGAGCACUGAGAAAAAACUUAAACUGCACACAGAGACUUUGAAUAUUGUGUUUGUAACCUACUUCAGAAUAUUGAAGAAGGCCCAGAGGUCACCUCUCCUGCCAGCAGUUCUAGAAGGUCUUGCCAAGUUUGCUCACCUUAUAAAUGUCGAGUUUUUUGAUGAUUUAUUAGUAGUACUGCAUACUCUCAUUGAAUCUGGUGACCUGAGCUAUCAAGAAAGCCUUCACUGUGUCCAGACUGCUUUUCAUAUUCUUUCUGGUCAAGGUGACGUUCUGAAUAUUGAUCCAAUGAAAUUCUAUACACAUCUAUAUAAAACACUGUUCAAGUUACAUGCAGGUGCUACCAACGAAGGCGUCGAGAUUGUACUCCAGUGCCUUGACGUCAUGCUAACUAAGCGCAGAAAGCAAGUUUCUCAGCAGAGAGCCCUUGCCUUCAUCAAGCGUCUUUGUACCCUCGCUCUUCAUGUUCUUCCAAAUUCAAGCAUUGGCAUUUUAGCAACUAACAGAAUAUUAAUGCAUACUUUCCCAAAAACAGAUUUGUUGCUUGACAAUGAAUCUCAGGGAAGUGGGGUUUUCCUUCCUGAACUGGAUGAACCUGAGUACUGUAACGCCCAGAACACGGCUCUUUGGGAAUUGCAUGCACUCCGGAGACAUUACCAUCCCAUUGUGCAGAGAUUUGCAGCUCACCUGAUCGCCGGAGCACCUUCUGAAGGCUCGGAAGCGCUCAAACCAGAGUUGAGCCGGAGAUCUGCUACAGAACUUUUUGAGACUUACAGCAUGGCUGCAAUGACAUUCAAUCCUCCUGUUCAGUCUUCAAGUUCCAAAAGGAAGGAUGAAGUUUUACAAGGGGAUGCAUUUUUGAAUGAAGAUUUAAAUCAACUAAUCAAAAGAUAUUGCAGUGAAGUCGCUACUCACUUGCCUCUGGAUUUCAGCAGAUAUUCGACAACAUCACUGCGGAGGUAG
Puma concolor (puma) is the source of this 2403-nucleotide messenger RNA. RefSeq names its product NOC3 like DNA replication regulator (gene NOC3L). Gene Ontology annotation, molecular function: chromatin binding. Gene Ontology annotation, biological process: DNA replication initiation. The record is from RefSeq and is a predicted model, not a curated record. Gene Ontology annotation, cellular component: nucleolus. NCBI's taxonomy places the organism in Eukaryota, Metazoa, Chordata, Mammalia, Carnivora, Felidae.